UUGAUUGUUACUUGGGUCUUAGUUCAGAUGUUCGCAAUACGUUUCAGCUCUAGCAUAACAGUGCGCUUAAAGUACAGCACCAGUGACGUCAUAAACCAAACACCGCCUGAUUACGUCAACAUAACCGUUGUCAUCAGCGUUAACACAACAGCCGAACUUCGCAUGCAGCGUGUUCAGUAUAUCCGUCUAGACACGCCUAUCUAUACAUUGACAACUGACAAAGAUGGACGCCCGAUUCAGUCUAGAGAGUUUGUCGUCAUUCCUGAAACUAUCGGCUACUAUCAGGACGUAGAAGGUAACGCCGCCCUACAGAUUGAGAGAAUAGAUGGAACCACGGACAAUAACACUAGAAUUUCACUGAGAGGUACUUUUACUCACGAAGGAGUGGUCUACACGCUGUCACCUAGUGCACGUGCAGAGCGAGAUGUGUCCACACAGUUUGAACAUUUCGACCUACAGGAGCUCAAACCUCAUCUUGCCAACGCCUUUGAUUACGUGGUGCCCAACGUUACAGAAGACGUCAAUAUAAAUAAGGCAAGAUUUAUUGCCCCAUUGACCAAUCGUCGACGUAAACGCCAGACAAAACCCGACUACUACAUUGACGUGGUUGCUAUGGUAGACUUUGGCUGCUGGAAGAUCUUCCUCGCUAAAGCUGCGUCUGUGAGGGAUGACGCCAUCAGCAACAUACAGAAAUAUUUUUCUUUGAUUUUCAAUGGGGUUGAUAGCUUGUAUCAUAGCAUAACUACAACCAACUUCAUUCUAAACGUUAGACUGAAAAAAAUCAUUAUCUGUGAGACAUCCGAUGCAUCACCAUUCACAAACAACGCGACAACACUUGCUGAAAACUACGUGGACGGCUAUGCUGGACUGAGUAUUUUGGCUGACUACGUUAAGUCCAAUGAGGAGGCUCUAUUUAUACCAUAUGACCAUGUCAUGUUGUUUAUCGGAUACAAUUUAACCAAUCCAAAUCGCAGUGCCGAUCUACUAGGUCGAGCGUACAGGGGUUAUACCUGUACUGCUGGUGGUUGGAGCACUUCAGUUGUUGAAGAAAUGGGGGGUUACUCUUCCAUACAUACAGCAGCCCACGAGCUAGGACAUGGCUUAUCGUCAAACCAUGACGGAGAUGGCAAUACAUGCUAUAGCACUGACCGUUACAUAAUGGCGAGUUCGCGUAACUACACAGAGACGCCAGAGACAAAGCUUAACCCUUGGAAGUUCUCGACCUGCAGUGCCAGUUACUUCAGCGGAUAUGUCUCCACGCUCUUGCAGACUGAGACGGGUACGAAUUGUCUGACAACUCUACUCAGUAAAGACCCUCAGAUUCCAGACACAUCCGGUCAACUUCAACUGUUGGGUCAGCGCUAUCCGCCAUCAGAGCAGUGUGUCAUGCUAUAUGGGAACAAUUCUUAUGACUGUAGGACUAAAAGUGCCAGUGAAUACUGUAGGUAUUUGACCUGUCAAAACCCUUUAGAUCAGACGCGGUGUCACAUCAGGUAUGCCUUAGAGGGGACGUCGUGUGGUAGUGGAAAGUUUUGUAAGGGAGGCGACUGUGUGACCGACGCUGCAGCCCCUACAGUUGACGAAGAAUGUGUGUUUGGAGAUGAGACACGGAAGAAAUUUUCUGAGUAUGAGAACAAAACGUGUGCUACCCUUGUACAGGCAGAUAAAAGAUAUUGCUAUCAAGAAUACGUUUUUAAGUUCUGCUGCGCUACCUGCAAAUCUGUGAAAAGAAACGUGCCAGGGUGUGAAUAUGGAGAUAAGAUCAGCGCAUGCGUGGUAAAUUAUUGUAGCACCCAGACAAACUUACCCAUCUGCUGUGAGACGUGCAACUACACGGCACCAACUACAACAAUGGUUACAACGACGCUUGCGUCAUUCGUUGAUACAAGCACCAUGACAUCCGCAUCAACGUUGUCUCAAACUCCAACAACAGUUUCUUCAACGUCAUCGACGCCAUCAACAGUUGUACCAACAGCAUCGACAUCAACACUAGUAUCAAAAUCACCAGUACCAACAGUAUCAACUUCAGCUGUAUUCUCUACUGCGACGACGGCGGCUACAACAUUUUCAACAGACGAAAAUACAAUUACACAAAGAGUUACAAUUACUGGUUGUGAGUACGGCGACCGUAAACCCACCGCAUGCGCACUGGUCAACGCCUGUCAGACCACACCAGAACUAUGCUGUCAAACAUGUGACUUGGGCAGACAAACUGCUAGCGUCAACACCCUUAGUGUUGUUUCUGCCGGGAUCUUCUUGUUUGUUGUUCAUAUUGUAACUCCCGUAUGUUGAACAUCUAUUGCUGAGCUAUUAUCAGUCGAAUGUCUUAAGCUAUUUGAAUACGUGUGUAUAAGUGUAUGUGUAUACUGUGUGUGUGAAAGUUCUAUUUUAACCUAUUAAAUUAGUGACAUUUUAGUUUACUGUCAUAUUUUUAUUUUACUUGAUGAACUUGUAUUUUAUUGACAUAUCCUUUACUUUACUAGGUUCAUUUUUUUCAUUGUCAUAUUUUUUACUUUAUAUAGUGAAAUUGUAUUGUAUACAAGACCACCUGUCAUCCUUUGGAUAACUGGUUUCGUGGCUCAUCCAUAAAUGACAUCACGUCUGUCACUUUAUAUCUUCACAAACAACCAGACCCCAAAUUAAAAAAGACAUGAUUUCAACAUGAGCUUGGGUCUGACCACGCUAUCCCUACAUAUGCUGUGGUCACAAAAACAUGUCAACUCUACUUUACCGGCCCAGUGACCCCCGCCCCCCUCUUCCCCAAAUCAGACAUAUAUUUUCAUCUUUUGAAAAAAACGAUUUCGGCUGAGCAUGGGUCUGAUCACAUUAUCCCUUCAUAUGCUGACGUCACAGUUGAACACUACACCUACCCAAUUGUACCUCACCUGCCCAGUGUCCCGCCAAGUUCCGAUAUGCAACUUUAUCAUUAAAAUCUAAAAAUAAUGAAAAAAAAAUAACAAUGACAUGAUGUGUCUCGAACUCAUGUUUUCCCCAAGGUAACCUAUUAAACUAACGUCUUAGCUAACUAGGCUCUUUAUAAUGGUAAUAGCCCUUGUGUUAUUUCAAAUUAAAUUGUAUCCCAAAUUAGCCAACUCCACAGCCAAACAAAGAUUUAUAUAAAAUAAUUAAGGAUUUAAAUAGUUUAGUAAAGAAACGUAUUAUUGGAAUAGAUUCUAGAUAGAGCUAGAUUUAGAUGUAGAAUAUGCCUGGCUUAGACUUAAGUCUAGUUUUUCUAGAUCAUCUAGAUCUAGAACCUAGAUAGAUAAAUCCCAUGUAUUCUCGAUGUAGAUGAUAAUUAAAGCUAAAAAGCAAGGAAUUAUUUCAAAUAUUUAAGGACUAACAUAGUUUUGCAAAGAAACUAAAAAAUUGAUUGUGUUUUUAUAAUUGAUUUUAUUUUAACUAAUUAAUUUUGGUUAGACCUAGAUUCUAGACUUUAGGUCUAGAAUUGACUUCACUGCGUCCGAAAGCUUAUCUGUAAAUCUAGAGAAAUUUAUUGCAUACUCAAAUUAAAAGAACUGUUGAAAAUUGAUAAUAGUGUUGGAACCUAAUAAAAAUAGCAAACGGACAUAUCGUUAUAGCUAUAGCCGACAGAAAAUUAGCUUUAUAAAGCAUUGAACUUUUGAAUGCGCAACAAAGAUUCAAUGGAAGCCGCCAUUAUUGUUAUAAAAAGUAAACACAUCUUGUGACGUCACUAUAAGUAAAGUCAUUGUUCUGAACGUUUAUAAUUAAAGUGGUCUAUCUACCAAUGAAUAUAUCAAUACAUCAAUUAACGUCUUUAAAUAAAUUUGUGAUUAACAGUUUGUUAAAAAAGAACAUUAUUCUCUACCUAAAUACUGAUUUUACAGCUCUACACAUAGUUCAGAUUCUCUCAUGUAACCAAACAGACAAACAAACAAACAUACAGACAAAUAAAUAUACAAACUUGUAAACAAACUUGAGUUUUAGUAGUAUAUAGAUCAUAUCUUUUACGUUAUUUAGUGACAUUUUAUUUUAUUGUGAUAUCUUUUACUUUAUUUAGCGAAAUUGUAUUUUAUCGUUGUAUCUUUUACUUUAUUUAGUGACAUUUUAUUCACUCUUUCCAAAUACUUUAUUCCAACCUCCAAUACCAUCCACUAACCCCCAUACUCCCAAAACGACAUUAGCCGUUUUUAUUAAGUCCAUUCUAUAUCUGUAAACCUGCAUGCUAAUUUUUGUUCCGGUGGAAAUUUUCAGUGCCAACUAUUUACAUUCUACUCGAUCUUACUGAAUACAUUCCGGAUAUACAACGAAUAAAAUUUAUUUAUGUAUUUAUGUACUAAUUCUUUUAU
Messenger RNA from Physella acuta, 4307 nucleotides. RefSeq names its product A disintegrin and metalloproteinase with thrombospondin motifs 6. Gene Ontology annotation, molecular function: metalloendopeptidase activity. The record is from RefSeq and is a predicted model, not a curated record. NCBI's taxonomy places the organism in Eukaryota, Metazoa, Mollusca, Gastropoda, Physidae. Gene Ontology annotation, biological process: proteolysis.